AUGCGGUCUUCCCCGUCCCCGGGCUCGGCGAGGAAAGCUCAGCCCGAUGUAAACCCGGCACUUGCCCAGACGGGUCUCCGCGGUGCCCGCCCGCCCAUCAGCUGGGGGCUCCGCAAGCCGUGCGGUUCGCAGACCCCUGCGCCGCCCAGGGCGAAGAAGGAACCCAAGCCUACCAAAGUCUCUGAGCUGGAGAAGAGGCUGGAUGAGUUGACGACGCAGUUGAGCGCGACGACGCAGCAGCCGCAUCAGGGCGGUGUUGGUGUUGGUGGCAGGAGGAGCAGCGAGGUCGCGACGACCGUCGCCAACGGGACCGUCGUCGGGAGCGCAAACUCGCCGCUUCCGCCUAGCGGUAGCAUCGCGCCGGCGUCGGCUAGGAUACCGAUCAACUGCGAUCACCUUUUCCCGCCAGAGGAGGUCAUCGUCGUCGGGGGCGAGGGGGGGUGGUCCGACACGUCGCCUGCGCCGAGUGCGUCUACGGCGGAUGAUCACCAUACGGUCGGGAGCAGCCAAACCGACAACGGCGGCGCCUCGGGGAUGGGGUCCGCGUCUACAGCACCGAACGAGUCACCCUGGCCGCUGAACAACGAGCAGAGUAAAGUUCUUCAAGUAUUUCUGGACGACAUGCAGCCGCUGUACCCCUUUGUCAUUGUACCCCCUCACAUGAGCCCUACGCAGCUGGCCGCCGAGAGGCCGUUCCUGUGGAAGGGCAUUAUGAUGACGGCGUGCCACUUGGACGCGACGAAGCAGGUUCUGCUAGGGGAAGAGCUGUUGCAGGAUAUCGUGCAGGCGGCGUUCAUGAAGCCCAAAAAGAGCCUAGACGUGCUGCAGGGGCUGCAGCUCCUGAUUGCAUGGUACCACUACAACAUCAACAGUUACCAGCUCACGAACCUGCUGUUCCUGGCGCGGUCGAUGUGCGUUAGUUUGGGUUUCAAGGAUAGUCCCAUGCAGCUGGCCGAGCGAGGCGGGAAGGGGACGGGGCUCUCUAUUAGUUUCCAGAAGCCUGAGAGUGAGGCGAGGAAGGUGCAGACGCCGGAGCAGAUUUCGGCGCAGUUGGAGCUGAUGAGGGCUUUUGCUGGAUGUUAUUACCUCAACACACUCGUCUUCACGACGAAUAAGCGGCCAGACGCCUUUAUGAACACGACGUACCUCGAGUCUUGCUGCCGACAGAUUGAGGAGGCGGCGGAGUACCCCAACGACGCGCUCCUGGUACACCUCUUCAAGAUUCAGCAACUCGCGCAGACAAUUUCUCUCACGCUCGGGACGGAGAGCACGAGCUUCCAGUCGCUGCAGCUGCCCCUGACCAUGGUCGUCCAGAGUUUCCAGCAGCAGCUCGACAUCUUCAAGACGUCGCUGCCGGAGCAUCUCAAAGACAAUGUCGGCCUCCUCGCGCACAUCAGCAUAGCGCAAGUUCUCCUCUACGAAAUCGGCAUCCCCGAAGCCCGGGGCCCGGCCUCCUUCAUCUCCCUCACGGAACGCCUCGAGCUCCUCUGGGGCUGCUGCAGCGCCGCCAAACAGUUUCUCGAGAUCCGCUUCCCGCGCAACCACCUCAGCUUGCAGCCGCGCUUCACCUGCCUCAGCUCAUCGGAUUUCCUGUACGUCUUCAUCGUGUGCCUGAAGCUCAUGACGCUCGACCAGGUGCCCGGAUGGGACCUGCCGCUGGUGCAGAAGCACCUCGACCUCGGCGGGGUCGUCGAGAGCCAGGUGGCGCACUUGGAGGUUUUUGUGGCGCAUCGGAGCGGGAAGUUUAGGAGGGCGGCGGCGGACGCGGCUGCUGCGAGGGGGGAAGAAGAAGCGAGAGGUCCAGCGACGGAUGUGCCGGGCCCGAAGGUGGUCGAUCCGUUCGUGAGGCUGACGGAGAUGCUGCGGUACUUCAAGGAUAUCGUCAAGGGCGAGCUGUGCGGUCUCAAGUCGCAGCCGGCGAUCCAGGAGCCGAUUCAGUUGCCCGCCAACUUGUCGGACGGGACGCAGGCCAUGAUUCGGGAUCUGGAUGCGUCGUUUUGGACGGGCGUGCUUGGAGAGGAUGCUGCUGGGACGUGGGAUGUCGGGAUAGACUACUCCCUCUACCUCGUCACCGACUCCACCCCCGCCAUCCUCGGCGGCCGCGACCUGUCGUCCGUCGUCGCGGCCGCCGCCCGGGGCGGCGUCACCAUCGUGCAGUACCGCGACAAGACGAGCGACACGGGCGAGCUCGUCGCCAAUGCCAGGAAGCUGCACGCCGUCUGCCGCGAGGCGGGCGUGCCGCUGCUCAUCAACGACCGGGUCGAUGUCGCGCUCGCUGUUGGGUGUGAGGGUGUGCAUAUCGGGCAGGAUGAUAUGGAGCUCACUGCCGCGAGAAAGAUCCUCGGCCCGGACGCCAUCAUCGGUGUCACGGCCAGCACCAUCGAGGAGGCCCUCAAGGCCUGUGAGGAUGGAGCAGACUACCUAGGCAUCGGCACCGUCUUUGCCACAUCAACCAAAGAAAACACAAAACACAUCAUCGGCACCGCAGGCCUCCGCACAAUCCUCACCAAGCUCGCCGCGGCAGGCCACCUCCCCCGCGUAAAGACGGUCUGCAUCGGCGGCCUCAACCCCUCCAACAUCCAGCGCGUCCUCUACCAGUCCGCCAACCCCGACGCAUCAUCCCCCGCAAGCCUCGACGGCGUCGCCCUCGUCAGCGCCAUCGUCGCCGCCAAGGACCCGGAAUCCGCCUCCCGCAACCUCCUCGAGCUCGUGAAAACGAGCCCGUCGUACCGAAGCACCACCUCUUCCUCCUCCGGCUCCGGUUCCGAUGCCUCUGCCUCCCCCGUCGACGUCGACAACCUCCUCGCCCAGAUCCCCUCCGUAAUCACCUGCGUAGCAACAACCUCCCCCCUCUCCCACAACAUGACAAACCUGGUCGUCCAAAACUUCGCCGCAAACGUCGCCCUCGCCGUCGGUGCAUCCCCCAUCAUGGCAAACUACGGCCAGGAAGCCCCCGACCUCGCGCGUCUAGGCGGCAGCCUCGUCGUGAACAUGGGCACCGUCACCCCCGACGGCAUCGCAAACUACCUCCUCGCCUUGUCCGCCUACAACGCCGCGCGCAGGCCCGUGGUGUUCGAUCCCGUCGGCGCGGGCGCCACGUCGAUCCGGAGGAACGCCGUCAAGACGAUCCUGGCGGGCGGGUACCUGGAUCUCAUCAAGGGCAACGAGGGGGAGAUCAAGACGGUGUGGGGUGAGGGGGCGCUGGAGCAGCAAAAGGGGGUCGAUUCGUCGUCUACUCUGGCCCCGGCGCAGAAAGCAAAGCUGGUGCGGGACCUCGCGAGGAGGGAGAGGAACGUGGUGCUCAUGACGGGCAAGACGGAUUACCUAUCAGACGGCAAGCGCACGCUGGCCGUAGACAACGGGCACGAGCUGCUGGGCCAGAUCACGGGCACGGGGUGCGUGUUGGGCACGACCGUCUCGGCUAUGCUGGCGGCGUGGGCGGACGAGGAUAAGUUGCUCGCUGUGCUGGCGGGGUUGCUGCACUUUGAGAUUGCGGCUGAGCGGGCUGCUGUGCGGGCUGAUGUACAGGGUCCGGGGACGUUUGUGCCGGCGUUUAUUGAUGAACUUGCGAGGGUGAGGAGGGUGACUGUCGAGGGGGAUCUGACGUGGUUGCAAGGGGUCAAGGUCAAGGCUGUCGAAGUUGAGUGA
Colletotrichum lupini is the source of this 3648-nucleotide messenger RNA. Its product is annotated as hydroxyethylthiazole kinase. Gene Ontology annotation, biological process: thiamine biosynthetic process. NCBI's taxonomy places the organism in Eukaryota, Fungi, Ascomycota, Sordariomycetes, Glomerellales, Glomerellaceae. The coding region runs from base 1 to 3648 and encodes 1215 amino acids. The transcript is spliced from 7 exons. Gene Ontology annotation, molecular function: thiamine-phosphate diphosphorylase activity; ATP binding; hydroxyethylthiazole kinase activity. Gene Ontology annotation, cellular component: cytoplasm. The record is from RefSeq and is a predicted model, not a curated record.